CAAGUAAUGAUUCUUCUCGUCGCGGGAGGAGGAAGGAUGAUCAUGACACGCUUUCUAGUUUUGCUGCUCUUGCUCUUAAUGCUUCUCCUGGGAUUGCUGCUGCUUCACCCGUUUUCUUCAUCAUCACCACCACCACCAUCUUCUCUUGCUGUGGAAGAUAAUGGUCGCUGGAUCAAGAGCUUGCGAUCAUUCUUGGCGAAAAGUAAACCGUGGUAUGAUCUGGGAUCGUCCGGGAACUCAGAGAAGGGACGGAGCGGUCGCAAGCUGCUGUACAGAACACAAUUUGGAGUAUGCCAUCGUGAUACUGUCGCGCAGAGCUGUCAGCCGUUUUACAAUGUAACUUGCAAGCAAGGCGGCUUCCGCUUGGAGUGCUGGUCUUGCGAGAUGAUUCAGAGGUGCACACCUCAGGCAGUGGGCUGCUACUUCCAUUUCAUGGACAAUAUCACAUACUGUGGCUUCUGAAAGCCAUACAGCGUCAGAGAAAAACUGAUCUUUGGUCAGAAAACAAAGAAAAACUUCACUUUUAAUUCGCUGUCUUCGCAGUGCUGAUCUGCGUUCAUUGCCUUGCCGCUCUAAGAACAAUCCGACCAGCCAGACUUUUGAGUAUCUCAAAGGCAGUUGCAAGUAACAAAUUUGAUGUUCAUCACAGCCAAAAGUGGUUUUCAUCUUCAAUA
Selaginella moellendorffii is the source of this 674-nucleotide messenger RNA. RefSeq lists its product as uncharacterized. The record is from RefSeq and is a predicted model, not a curated record. NCBI's taxonomy places the organism in Eukaryota, Viridiplantae, Streptophyta, Lycopodiopsida, Selaginellales, Selaginellaceae. The transcript is spliced from 3 exons. The coding region runs from base 7 to 462 and encodes 151 amino acids.